UUUAUUUUUUGUCCGGCCGAGGUUUGUUCUUGUACUGUUUUUCCUGCGGUAAAAAGUGAAAAGUGAAAUUGCAGAAGAGAUGGAAAUUGUUUAAUAACAACUUGGCCUCUUUCUUGUCUGUUUUUGUUUGUUUAUUUGUUGGCGAGUGUAUGCUCUUUUAUUAUCUUUUUGUUUCGUAAAUUGUGGUAUUGCGUGAAUCGUGGAAUCGACCUUUGCGAACUUAUCGUCGUAACAGCAGCAGCAGCAGCAGCAACAAAACCUAAUAAUAAUUAAACCGCGUGUGCUCAUUCGCCUACCAAUGUAUGCGUAAUCGUAUCUGUGUGCUUGUCUCUCUGUCGGUCUGAGUGCCUCUGUGUGUGUGUGUGUGUGUGUGUGUGUGUGUGUUUGUGUGUGCGGCGGGGCAUUGCAAAGCCCCAGACGCCAAACGCCGAGACAGAUACACGCAGCGCCGUCCAAGUGUCAACAGUCGAGUGCCUUGUGCCCAAGAGCAACCCUCUCCAACAAGUCUCCGAUCCGAUCCACCAGACAACCAAGAACCCAAGAACCACCCAUCAACCAGGCCAUCAGGCUUCACCCGAUCCAUGCAUGACCAUUGCAUGAGGCAGAAGAAAGUGCAAACUGAGCAAUCGGCGGAAACGUGAUCGGUGGAACAGAAUCAGAAUCCCAUGUGCGUCGCUUGCUGAGGGUCCGAGGCUUGCCGAGUACACCCACACCGAAACCAGCGCCGCCACCAUGCUGCAGCACACAAUGACCAAGCGCAAAACGCUGAUCAUUGCCUGCUUUGGGAUUGCGCUGGGCCUCUGCAUCGGCACCGUGCUGAAGAACUACCGGGCCCUGGAGAUCGUGAAGCGGUGCAACCUGCGGCCAACGAACUUGAAGACGCCCAACGAGAUAAUUGGUCUCGAGGACGAGGACACCAUACAGAACUCGCAGCGGAAUCUCGUGUUCGUGGGUGUGAUGACGGCCAAGAGCUUUCUGGAGGGACGGGCGAGAGCCGUGUACGAUACAUGGGGCAAAGAGGUGCCCGGCCGCAUUGCAUUUUUCAGCUCGGAGGGCAGCUACUCGGAGGAGCUGCCGGUGGUGGGGCUCAAGAACGUCGACGACCGAUACCCGCCGCAGAAGAAGUCCUUCAUGAUGCUGUACUAUAUGUACGAACACUACAUCGACCGCUUCGAGUGGUUUAUCCGUGCCGACGACGAUGUGUACAUGGAGCCGAACAAGCUGGAGCGCUUCCUGCGUUCCAUCGACAGCUCGAAACCGCAGUUCAUUGGACAGGCGGGCAAGGGCAACAGUGAGGAGUUCGGCCUGCUCUCCUUGGAGUUCGACGAGAACUUCUGCAUGGGCGGGCCGGGCGUGAUCCUCAGCAGCGAGACGCUGAGACGCGUGGCACCGCACAUACCCACCUGCCUCAAGAAUCUCUACAGCACGCACGAGGACGUGGAGGUGGGCCGCUGUGUCCAGAAGUUUGCCGGCAUCCCGUGCACUUGGAACUAUGAGAUGCAGUACAUCCUGCGGCACAACUCCAGCGGUCGCAACGCGUACACGGGCAAACUGAAGCGCAAGGAGAUCCACAACGCUAUCACUCUGCAUCCCAUCAAGCAGGCACCACUCAUGUAUCGCCUCCACUCCUACAUACAGGGCCUGAAAGCGGAGGAGAUGCGCCAGGAGUCUCUGCUUCUGCAUCGGGACAUCAAGCGCAUGGCCAAGUAUCUGGAUGUGCCCGACGAAAGCACUUACAUGCUACCCAGCGUUUCGCCGGAUAGCGAUUCCGGGAAGAGACACUUUCAGGAUCACAAUAUACUAGGAAUUAGCCCGGAACUGAACAAAUUUGUACCCGGGAGCACGGAGGAUCUGCUGGACUGGUCCUUCAUAGCACGGAGCCUUUAUUCGGCCAGCUCGGCGAAUCCCAAGCAGAAGAUAGACUCGUCGAUGCGCGAGGGACUCGAGGAUGUGAUCACCGAAGUGAUGGAGAACAUCAAUAACUAUUCACGGCAGCGCGGCAGGGUGAUUGAGUUCCGGGAGCUGCUGUAUGGCUACCAUCGACUGGAUGCCCUCCAUGGGCAGGACCUCAUACUGGACCUGCUGCUCAUCUACAAGAAGUAUCGGGGCAAGAAGAUGACAGUUCCCGUCCGCAGACACCUCUACGUGCAGCGUGCCUUCACGGGCAUCUUUGUGAAGGAAUUCGAUGAGGACUUCUACAAUGUCACCCUGCAGCAGAGUCUGCUGGGCAGCAUCCUACACAGUGGAAUGGCGCGUUUGAGUAGCCACUUUACGAUGGCCAGCGGCCUGCUACCUCAGGCAGAGGACAAGAUUGUGUUGGUACUGCCGAUCUCCGGACGACUGGGUACCUUUGAGCGCUUCCUGCGCAUCUACGAGCACAUAUGCAUCAAGGCGGAGCAGCACUGCGACCUGCUGGUGGUUAUAUUCGGAGCCCCAGAUGAGCUGGGCGAUCACCUGCAUCUCUUGAGCGAUUUGCGGGGCCGUCACGUCUACCAGCAGGUGAACUGGAUCCAGCGCAGUGGAUCCUUCUCCCGGGGUGUGGCCUUGGAUGUGGCCGCCCGCUCCUCCUACAUCCAGCCCGCGGACAUCAUCCUGUUCAUCGAUGUGGACAUGGUCUUCGAGGUGGCCACGUUGCAGCGGGUGCGCAUGCACACGCAGCGGGGGCGGCAGGUCUAUCUGCCCAUAGUGUUCAGCCAGUACGAUCCGCAGCGUCGCUCGGAUGGCGCCACAACCACAGCCGGAGGGGACUCUCCGCCGCCCAUCGACGAUGAGAACGGAUACUUCCGGCAGUUCGGGUUCGGCAUCUGCGCCAUCUACAAAUCGGACAUACUGGACGAGGACAUCAAUGGCUUCGAUAAGGAUAUCACCGGCUGGGGCCUCGAGGAUGUCAAGUUCCUAGAGAAGAUUGUGCGCGUGGGCACACGCCAGCAAGGGUUCCUUUCAAACACCGCCGAGCUGCCCCUGGACUACAACGAGGCCGCCGAGCAGUGGCGUCGCCUCAGCGUAUUCCGUGCCCCGGAUCCCACCCUCGUCCACGUCUACCACGACAUCAGCUGUGACAUCCAGCUGGAGGCCGCCCAGUACAACAUGUGUCUGGGCACAAAGGCCAACUCACUCGGCAGCACCCGGCUGAUGGAGAAGCUAUUCUACAACAGCCGCGACAAUUUCCGCUUCAUAGAGGCCUUCAACAGGCAGAAGCAGCAGCAGCAGCAGCAGCAGGCCAGAUGAUGGAUGAUGGACACCCAUCCAUCCAUAUUCCUGCUGCCAUAUAUAGUAUUAUGUUACGUUUUAAUCUUAAUCGCAAUCAGUUUAUGUUUCCCCAUCUGUCUGUGUGUGUGAAUGUCCCAUCGUAUCCUUGUAAGCGUUUGUCCUAGUGUGUGCGUGUGUGAGCCCCCCAUUGGCUACCAGUCCUUAGUCCCUAAUGCAAGAGCAAGAGAUAAAUUCCUAGAAAGAGGGAAGGGUCUGUACAGCUGGAGGAGAGGACCAGAGGACGGGCAUCCACUGAAAUAUAUGUAUGUAUGUUUGGUCCUGAUUCCAGCCGUUGAUUCCGAUUUAAUUUUGGAAGCAACGAUUUGAUAUUAAGAAUCUAGAUUUAUAAGAGAAAUAUCUGCAUAAUUGAAGAACACACUAUAAAUUAUUUGAAAACA
Molecule: messenger RNA, 3647 nt
Organism: Drosophila persimilis
Lineage: Eukaryota; Metazoa; Arthropoda; Insecta; Diptera; Drosophilidae
Gene: Chsy
Product: chondroitin sulfate synthase 1
Exons: 6
Coding region: 733-3228 (831 amino acids)
Cellular component (GO): Golgi cisterna membrane
Molecular function (GO): glucuronosyl-N-acetylgalactosaminyl-proteoglycan 4-beta-N-acetylgalactosaminyltransferase activity
Source: RefSeq, a predicted model, not a curated record